Lentinula edodes (shiitake mushroom) is the source of this 1896-nucleotide messenger RNA. RefSeq names its product cytochrome P450. The coding region runs from base 171 to 1673 and encodes 500 amino acids. Gene Ontology annotation, molecular function: oxidoreductase activity, acting on paired donors, with incorporation or reduction of molecular oxygen; monooxygenase activity; heme binding. Lineage: Eukaryota; Fungi; Basidiomycota; Agaricomycetes; Agaricales; Omphalotaceae. The transcript has 9 exons. The record is from RefSeq and is a predicted model, not a curated record.
AAGUUCGAUGCGAUGAGACACGCUCGGGGGACCUACACAAUGUACAUCUCCAUACUAACAUCCCAUUCCCAGGUCGGUAACCACUGCCUUUAUUUACCCUCCCUUGUUAUGAGUCGUUCGUAUACUAUAAAAGAGGCUCAGAAAUUAGCCGCAUCUCUUAGGUCCAUUCAAUGACAACUUCAGUACCUGUCCUAUUUGUGAUAGGCUGUUUGCCCAUCCUACUAGUAUGGUUUUUGUACAACCACGAUCCUAACAGAAGGAUACGUAUCCCUCCUGGUCCCAAGGGUACCUUCUUUGCCGGAGUCAAAGAUCAACUUUCUUCGUCUCCAUGGAAGGUCUAUGCUCAAUGGGCCGAGCACUACCAGAGCCCUGUCAUAUCAUUCUGGAUAUACAACCGUCGCACUGUAGUUCUCAACGACCACGAAUCCGUCCGGGAGCUCCUCCAUAAACGAGCGAGCAUAUACUCCGAUCGCCCCAAAUCAUGGAUGUUCCAUGAGCUUUGCGGACGUGGAAAAUCCGUGUUCAAUAUUUCCUCCUUGGAUAGUAGGCAUGGGAAGUACCGGAGACUCUUACAGCAUGGUCUCAGUGGGCGGGCGGUUCCAGAAUAUCACGAACUACUAGAGAGCGAAGCCGAUGUCUUUGUUCAAUCCUUGACUCGAGAACCGCAUGCUUUUCAGCAUCAUUUUCGAAGAAAUGCAGCUGCAGUCAUAAUGAAGAUUACUUAUGGCUAUACACUUACUGACAGUGAUGAUCCAUUUAUUCGUGUGGCAGAGGAAUCCGCUCAGAUCUCUGGCUGGGCCCUGGCUCCCGGUCGUUGGAUGGUAGAUUAUUAUCCUAUCGUGCGCUUUAUCCCAUCGUGGUUCCCGUUUGCACAUUUCAAGCGCCAAGGGGCAAAAUGGAGAAAGCAACUCGAGUCCUUGUCAGACGUACCCCAUAAUUGGGUCAAAAAGCAGAUGGAGCAACCAAAUUUUGUGGAAUGCUUCACAACUCGACUUCUUCGACCCAACGCAGAUGCAGAAGCCGAGGAUAUAGUAAAAUGGGCGGCCGGUGGGCUUUAUGCAGGUGCCUCUGACACAACAGUGUCAGCAUUGACAUCUUUCAUUCUCUUAAUGGCACUCUACCCGGAUACCCAAAAGACAGCUCAGCGCGAAAUCGCUAAUAUAUGUGGAGCCGGGAGGAUGCCUUCUAUAACUGAACUGCAUAGCCUACCCUACCUCGAUGCUCUUUUCAAAGAGGUAUUACGGUACGCGCCUAUUUCCAACAUAGCCCUGCCGCACAGAGUCGUUCAAGACGAUGUGUACAAAUCAUACCUCAUUCCAAAAGAUAGCACUGUCAUUCCGAAUACAUGGGCUAUCCUACAUGAUCCCUCUCUGUUUCCAGAGCCAUUUGAGUUCAAGCCAUCCCGUUUUAUUGAUAACGCAUCGAUCAGCCAGCGGCGCCACGGGAGCGAGAACGAAGUCAAUCCAGAUCCGAGGGCUUACGCUUUCGGCUACGGAAGACGAAGCUGUCCUGGUAUCCAACUAGCAGAGAUAUCUGUACUACUGAUAAUGUCGCGAAUUCUCUCAAAAUUCGAAGUCUCGUUGCCUACCGGAGUCUGUGCACCGCAGGUAGAGUUUACAACAGGAAUAACCAGUCAUGUCAAACCGUUUGAUAUUGUCAUAAGGCCGAUGUAAGCCUUCCGGACAGUAAUAAUCGCAAGGGACUUUUCAUAGUUGCUACAUUAUCGGCAAUGAGUCGGCAAUUGCAACAGUAGUUAUCUAUCUUCAAACUCUUCGUCAAGCAUAUAUAAUCACGCUAUAGUUAGUUUCUUAUAAUCAUCUUGGUCAAUCCAUUAUUUCCAAAUAAUCGUGAAAUAAUGUGUACGUUCUUCCGUUGUCAUAGGUCGCGUCUGCAUGG